AUGUCGUCCACCCCCAAGAGCGCCUCCACAACAGGCCCCUCCUCACGUUCCCCAUCCCAAACCCCCACCUCCUACCUAUCCUACCCCGUCUCCCACGUCGUCUCUGGCCUCUAUCGGCGCCUGACCGAACCCUCUCCCAAUCGCUCCGCCGUCCCGCGCCUCCAGACUCACACCUCCGACCAAGAUCCAGCAAACGACAUGCCGAAUGGCGUUUACACACCCCCGCAUCGAACCGCAUCGCCGUUCCAACCCCCGCCCUUGACGCCCCUUGCGCUCUCCGGCUCUACGUCUUCUACAAUCUUGUCGAGAACUGUCGCCGAGGAGAUCCGGCUGCUUCUACCUCCGCGUCUCCAACUCGCGGAGCAGUGGUCUCUAGCGUACAGCCUUGAGCAAGACGGCGUCAGCUUGGGCACACUCUACAACAAGUGCGCAUCGCCUGAGAUACCCCGAGAUGCGUCGUUCGUUCUCGUAGUGCAAGAUGGCGCCGGCGGGAUCUUCGGCGCCUACCUAACCUCUCCCCCGCACCCCACUUCCUCCUUCUACGGCACCGGCGAAUGCUUCCUCUGGCGCGUCUCCAUCCUUCCCUCCUCCUCUCUCCUCUCCAAUCUCCCGCCUCCACCCUCGGCGCCCGAUACCGAGAGCAUGGGCCGGAGUACCACGAUCGCGAGCCCGACAGCCCAUUCCCAUUCUUCAUCACAUCUUUCACCAUCAUCUGCAACGAAUGGCGGUGAUCGGAGAAGUGACGCUAACAAUACUGCAAGCGCAAGCGGAACGUCGACGCCGGAUCUGAUACGAUUUAAGGCGUUUCCGUACAGCGGCGUGAAUGAUUAUCUGAUUUUCUGCGAACAAGGUUACCUGAGUGUGGGCGGCGGGGAUGGGAAAUAUGGUUUAUGGCUGGAUGGAGUGCUGGAGAGAGGGAUCAGUGGUCAUUGCAUGACCUUUGGGAAUGAGCCAUUGAGCGAGGAGGGGGAGAAGUUCGAGGUGGUGGGCGUGGAGGUGUGGUGUGUGGGUCGAUAA
Letharia columbiana is the source of this 1017-nucleotide messenger RNA. RefSeq lists its product as uncharacterized. Lineage: Eukaryota; Fungi; Ascomycota; Lecanoromycetes; Lecanorales; Parmeliaceae. The coding region runs from base 1 to 1017 and encodes 338 amino acids. The record is from RefSeq and is a predicted model, not a curated record. Gene Ontology annotation, cellular component: nucleus. Gene Ontology annotation, biological process: response to oxidative stress. The transcript is spliced from 2 exons.